AUGGCCGAAAUCCAGGCAAAACUUCAAGCCCUCUCAGAGGAAUUUACCAAGCUCCAGCAAGAUCUUCAAGACACCGUUCAAUCCAGGCAGAAGCUAGAGGCUCAAAAACAAGAAAAUGUUGGGGUGCAGAAGGAGUUCUCAAACCUGAAAGAGGGGGAGACCAUCUACAAGCUUGUCGGACCGGUUUUGCUCAAGCAAGAAAAGGCAGAGGCAGAAAGUACCGUCAAUGGACGAUUGGAAUUUAUCGACAAAGAGAUCUCAAGGUUAGAGCAGCACAUCAAGGAAUUGCAGGGGAAGAUGGAAAAGAAGAAAGGCGAGAUCAUCCAAGUACAAACAAGUGCUCAAGCAGCAGCCCCCCAAGCAGCCGCGGCAUGA
Molecule: messenger RNA, 375 nt
Organism: Dichotomopilus funicola
Lineage: Eukaryota; Fungi; Ascomycota; Sordariomycetes; Sordariales; Chaetomiaceae
Product: Prefoldin
Exons: 4
Coding region: 1-375 (124 amino acids)
Biological process (GO): protein folding; chaperone-mediated protein complex assembly
Cellular component (GO): cytoplasm; prefoldin complex
Molecular function (GO): protein-folding chaperone binding
Source: RefSeq, a predicted model, not a curated record